GUGAACACAUCUUUGGGCGUUAUGUGCAGAACUUCUGUUUUGGUUUUGGGUGUUUGUAGUGACAUGUCAACCGUCUGUUGAUAAUUCCAAGUCAACUAACUAUGGUACCUUCGAACAUGUUGGAAAUUGAUCCUGAUAAAAUAUUUGAAGAGAAGUCAAUAAGUGAGAUUGAGGUGGUUCAAAAGAAAAUCCAGGAUGAAGUUGAAAGGAAAAAAGAAGAACUACGGACGAUGGUUGGGGAGCGAUACAGAGAUCUAAUUGAAGCGGCAGACACAAUAAGCGACAUGCAGCACACAGCAACUGGAGUCAUUGACCGUAUCAAUUCAAUGGAAAAGCUCUGUGGAGCUUUUCAACAGAGACAGCUGUUAGGCUUUCAGUUAGAUCUUUCAAGAGCUUCAUACGCAACACUGGACAAGAAUGAUGGAGUUGGGAUUGGUCUAGCUGUUCAAGUUAGAAUAUUAAUUGCAAUCCCAGAGCAAAUAUGGGUAGCAGUUGAAAGAGAAGACUACCUUCUGGGAUCACAGUUAUUUCUUUUUGCUAGGCACAUCAAAACAGGUUUGCACCUUGAAAGUUCAUUUCUUCUAGAACAGAUGAUGCCUGUUGUUUCUAGACAGUGGUCUGCUAUUUCACAUUUUCAAGAGAAGCUUGUAAAUGGUGCAUUGAGAGCACUUUCAUCAGCUGAUAUCUCUGCUGUGUUAGCAGCAAGAUACUUGUGUGUGCUAGCCCUCCUUGAUAAUAUGAAUGGAGAGGCACUUCUAGUCCGUUUCCUUCAAGUCCGAGAAAAUGCUCUCACCUCUGUACUUUUGGAAGGUGAUGAUAAAGCCAAUGUCAAGCACAGAAUUUGUGCUAGCUUACAUUUAUUAGUUCACACAUUGUCCCUUUUGAGUUCGUGCUUUGUAGAGGGAAGAGGAGGAUUUCAAGAAGGUCUCAUAUGGCAACACCUUCAAAUGCUCACUCAAGAGGAUAACUACAUCAGUAAUAAUCAGAAUAUCAGCUGCUUGAAUUCUCUUGAGCUGCUUGACACACUUGGUUUAGAACCAACAUCUCUUCGCCUCCUCCCUCCUGUCAUCAGAGAUUUCAGGCCUGCUAAUAAAUCCUGCAAGGAUUGCGUUCCUCUUGAGGAUGUUCAGAACCGUACAUCAAUGUGGUUACAAUCACUUCAAACAUUUUUGAAUAAUGCUCUUAACUCCUUACUUGACCUUGUCACAUCUAUCCGAGCCCUGCAAAGCAUUAGAGAUGCAUCCAUUAAAGAACAACAAGGACUUGCGGGAUGUGAUCUUGCCAUACAAAAACUGCAGCUACAAUGUGGCUCAGAUAUUUGGAAUGCAUAUUACCAACCCUUAGUAAGUUCUCGAGUCCGUGUUCUUAUGGAGCUACAGUGGACCAAUGCUCUUUCUAACACAAGACAGAAACUAGCUGAUCAACUUCGAGCCAUCCUAAGAGAUAAAAACCACCAACCAGAGCAUGAUCUACGCUGGUUUGUAUGGAGAGAACGCAUGGCUGAUCUACCUCAACAAUCCGUACAGUCCCAAUCUCUCUCACCUAGUCAUGGUCUUCUUUUAAAAUGUCAAGGCUACAGUCCAAGAGUGGAAGCAAUUUGUCAAUGUCUUGACAGUCCACUGUGCACCUUACUUCAAGAGCUAGCCUCAUAUGUUCAAGAGUCUGACAUGGACCGUGAUGAAAUACAACAGCAUUUGCUAAAAUGUAGUUCAAAGCAACUUCAGGAAUUCUGCAAGCAUAUAAAAGAAAAUUGUUUAUCAGGUGCAACAGGACGUGAAGAAGCAUGCAUUGCCCUUGUUGCUCGGCUUCCAGCAGCUCUUUGUGAUCUGAGCCCUGCUCUCAAAUCAUGCUUCCUUCCAUUUUCAGUUGUUGCCUCUUCAAAAAAUUUACUGGGAUCAUCUGCUGCUUGGUCAGAUAUGGUUGGUGUUCUUCAAGACUGUAGUAAACAAGCAUGGAUUGUAUGGCAGGAUUUAGUGUCUUCCCACUUAAAAAGUACAUUAGAAGAAAAAUUAAUACCAGAGUCAGGUAAUCUGUCAGCUAUCCUUGCCCAUUCCACUCCUCAGUGGGAGGAGCACACUAUGGAAGAGCAGGGGGAAGAGGGUGGGCAGUUACAUUCAGUAAUAAGGGUUCCUGCUCAGCCAAGCCUUGCUCUGCAAGAUGUUCUUUCCUCUGCUUGUCAAAUUCUUUCAGCAGCUCAACCACACACUAUUACAAGUGAUGUCAAAAUUACAUUUGUUGAAAAACUUGUGUCUCAUAUUCUGACCCAUUAUAACAAUGCUGUAAAGCUGAACUUACCUCAAGCACAAUCCCUCCAGUUUUUGCUUGACGUCAUGUUCUUGUCAUCCUUGCUGAUACCUAGAAGCCAGAAGCCACUUUCCCAAUAUGCCCAGCAGAUUUGUCAGACACUAGAGAAGAAAAUUGAUCCGUUUGAUUUAGAUGUGUUCUCACCAUAUGUCCAGGUUAAUGUUCGUCAAAGUGUGCGCAACAUGCAAUGUUUGUUGGGUACCCUGAUUGCAUGUUGGCCAGAAAAGCUUGCCAGUAUGUGGACUACAUCAAGUAGCACGGACAAAAGCUCUGAUCAGCCUAGCAUGCUCGCUGUCUGUCCACCUGUUCCCUUGUUUCCCCUUCUUCCUAUAGUUGUACCUGGUACUUCAGCAGGUACAACUGGUGCCUCUCGGCAACCACUAUCUCAAGAAAAAUCACAGGGUAAACAUAAUACAGGAACUCGCAGUCCUAAGAAGAAGGCAGAACCUAUGGAGAAUAUAAAGUCUGGUGCAGCUGCUUUCUUCGGUGCUAUGAGUACAGACUGGUUUAGCUAGAAGUAUUACUAUCAAUAACUUGUUCACUAUUGAUCAAGUUCUUUCUUGUGCAGGUUGUUAAAGAUGAAUGUGAGGAUAUUUAUUUGUUGAAUAGAUAUAUUAUAUGCAAUA
This is a messenger RNA of Frankliniella occidentalis (western flower thrips), 2930 nucleotides long. RefSeq names its product conserved oligomeric Golgi complex subunit 1 (gene Cog1). The record is from RefSeq and is a predicted model, not a curated record. Gene Ontology annotation, cellular component: Golgi apparatus; COG complex. Gene Ontology annotation, biological process: intra-Golgi vesicle-mediated transport. Lineage: Eukaryota; Metazoa; Arthropoda; Insecta; Thysanoptera; Thripidae. Bases 102 to 2819 code for a protein of 905 amino acids. The transcript has 16 exons.